CUGUUGUCCAUGCUCGACUGGACAAAACGCCCCCCCCCCCCCCCUCUCUCUGCGAUUUAGACGGGAAAAAACCACGCGACGAGGUAGUUUUUCCACAGACAUUGCUCAGAAUUGAACUCGGCGAAGGAGGAUGACGGCGGUCUAUAAAGACGACCAGGAGGACUGGCUGACUGUGUGCCUCAAGUACCUGCUCUUCGUUUUCAACUUUCUCUUCUGGGUGGGUGGAGCAGCUGUUCUGGGUGUAGGGAUCUGGACGCUGGUGGAGAAGAGCGACUACUUGAGCCUGCUGGCCUCCAGCACCUUCGUCGUCUCGGCCUACAUCCUCAUCCUGGCCGGAGGCCUGGUGGUGGUCACGGGCUUCUUGGGCUGCUGCGCUGUCAUCCGGGAGCAGAGAAGCUGUCUGUCCACGUAUUUCUUCUGCCUGCUGCUGAUCUUCUUGAUCGAACUGGUGGCUGGCGUGCUGGCUUACGUUUACUACCAGAGGCUGAGUGAGGAGCUGAAACAGAAUCUAAACCAGACUAUGGCCGAUAACUACGCCCAGCCGGGGAGGGAGGCCAUCACACUGGCUGUGGAUAGACUGCAACAAGACUUCAAGUGCUGCGGCAGCAACAACUCCCGCGAUUGGACGGCGAGCGCGUACGUUUCCUCCGAGCAGGCGGGGGGCCGGGUGGUGCCCGACAGCUGCUGCAAGACCAUCACCCCUCGCUGCGGCAGGAGAGACCACCCCUCCAACAUCUACAAAGUGGAGGGCGGCUGCAUCACUAAGCUGGAGCAGUUUCUGGCCGACCACCUGCUGGUCAUUGGCUCCGUGGGGAUAGGCGUGGCUUGUCUGCAGCUGGCCGGGGCAGUCUUGACGGCCUGCUUUAUUUAUCUGCUCUAUAAAGAAGAGGAGGAGGAGGAGGACUGAUUUAGCGCUAGAGCGCCGGUGUGGUUUAAUCAACUGGAGGGACAAGGUCUGUGGGAUGGUGUUCACCAGCUGCUUGUACCGCAGGAUCAAAAUGGAACCUUACUGAGCACACACACGCGCGUCACACCAGGCCCCACGACGCGCCAUCAUUCGACUGGCAGAUGGAACGGUGACCCGCUGACGCUCGGACCGGCCCGAUCGAAGCCAAGCGCACAGACGCGUUCCCGGGUCACUUCGCCCCGCAGUCCCAAGCUAAUUGUGGCCUUUUACCAACUGAGCUGAUAUUCAUGUUACAAAGUACUUCAUUCCUGGGCUCAUGCAUUUCUUAUACGAGACUGUAAUCUAAGAACGCAUGCGGCGUUGCCUUGGCUUAGAUGCAUGUUUUAGUUAGAGCGGUACAAAAUAAAUGGACAUGCAUACAUACAUACACAUACUCAAAAUGCCUUCUACUCGGCUGAACCAACAAUGAUGCGGAUUGAUUUGUCAUCUUUUCACUGUGCAGAGAUUUAUAUGUAUAUUCCAGUUCUUGAGUAAGUUGAGCAGUGACACUGUUCUCAAUUUCUGUUCAUAUAUUUUGUUAACACAACGUGCCUCGUUAUGUAUAAAUUGCGUGCCUGAAAUCUUAAAGGGAGCUGACGAUGCUGUGAUAAACAACAGCAAAUGUAGAUUAUAAUCUUUGUAUUCGCAGGUGUGUGUUUACUCCUGAUAAUAGAAACACUGAAUAUUAAGGGCCAUGGUAGUUAUGAAUAAGAAGUGCAUGGCUUCAAACAUGAAGACAGUUUAAUAAGCGAAUGAGAAGAUUGGUUUGCUAGAUGCUUGAAUGUAUGUCUCCACCUAGUGGUUGGCACUGGUAGUAUUUAAGAUGUACACAAUUUCUGACCAAGCCUAAGACUUUUUAAUUGCAUUAAAAACAGCUCUUAACGCUUAAUGCGUGGUACUUAAGUUAAUUAUACAUACACAUUGCAUUAACAAACAUCACUUGGAUGGAUUUAAGAGUUUCAUCCUUCCCUAGAGACACUCAGCUGUCAGGACUCUGGUUUCACUGACAUAUUGAUUGUUGCCGCUGUCUGUUUGAUUCAUUAUAAAGUAACAGUAAUAUGCCGUCUGCAUAUAGGUGUUCAUAAGAUUCGGCUCUACAAUUAGACCGUGUGUCACUUCU
This is a messenger RNA of Pungitius pungitius (ninespine stickleback), 2066 nucleotides long. It is a transcript of the gene tspan11, whose product is annotated as tetraspanin 11. Lineage: Eukaryota; Metazoa; Chordata; Actinopteri; Perciformes; Gasterosteidae. The coding region runs from base 131 to 907 and encodes 258 amino acids. Gene Ontology annotation, cellular component: plasma membrane. The transcript has 9 exons. The record is from RefSeq and is a predicted model, not a curated record.